AUAAAAUAGUGCACAGUGGAGUGCGUGGAGUCCGUUCUUUCAUACCCUAGAUAGUGCACGUACGUAAUGAACGUAGCGUUAUUUGGGAUUCAACCCAGGCUCGUGUGCAAGGUGAAAGAUGUCAGACCAGAGAGCUCUAAAGAACCCCUACCUGGACUAUAAUGGACCUGAGACCACACAGGACCUGUUCGACUCCCAUGGAAGACUCACCCCUGCCUUUGCAGGUCGUAUAAGCGGUAAGAUUAAAGAGCUGCUGGCCGUGAUGGAGAAUGGGCUGAAGACGGCCGACCCAAGCGAUUGCACUGGAUACACAGGCUGGGCAGGCAUCGCCAUGCUCUACCUGCACCUUCACUCAGUCUAUGGCGACCCUGGGUUCCUCCAGAGGGCGCUGGAGCACGUGGGCCGCAGUCUGAGGAGUUUAACCCAGCGAUGGGUGACUUUUUUGUGCGGGGAUGCGGGGCCGUUAGCCAUAGCCGCUGUCGUUUACCACCGCUUACAGAGAACCCAGGAAUCAGAGGAGUGCAUCAACAGGUUGAUGCAGUUUCACAAAUCGGUAGUAAAAGGUUUAGGCAGCCUCCCAAAUGAGCUGCUGUAUGGCCGUGUGGGUUUCCUCUUCUCCCUCAUCUUCAUCAACCAGCAGUUCCAGCAGGAAAAGAUCCCAAUGCAGUACAUCCAGCAGAUCUGUGAGGCUGUGUUGGCAUCGGGUCAGAACCUGGCUCAGAGGAUGCGAGUGGAGCACCAGACUCCGCUCAUGUACGAGUGGUACCAGGAACAUUAUGUGGGCGCCGCCCAUGGUCUUUCAGGCAUCUACUACUUUCUCAUGCAGCCUGGUUUCAUCUCUAACUACAGCAUUGUGCCAGCCCUCGUGAAGCCCAGCGUGGAUUACUUGUGCCAACUGAAGUUUCCGUCAGGUAAUUACCCUCCAUGUGUCGACGACAACCGGGAUCUCCUGGUGCACUGGUGUCACGGCUCUCCCGGAGUUAUCUACAUGCUUCUGCAGGCCUACAAGGUGUUUGGUGAGCAGCAGUACCUUCAUGAUGCCAUGCAGUGCGGUGAGGUCAUCUGGCACAGAGGUCUCUUAAAGAAAGGUUAUGGAUUGUGUCAUGGUGCAGCAGGAAACGCCUACGCCUUCCUGGCUCUCUAUAAACUCACCCAGGAGCCCAAACACCUCUUCCGGGCCUGCAUGUUUGCAGAUUGGUGCAUGAACUAUGGGAAACAUGGCUGCCGCACUCCAGACACGCCUUUUUCUCUUUUUGAAGGAAUGGCUGGAACUAUUUACUUUCUCGCUGACCUCCUCCAGCCAACAACAGCCAAGUUUCCCGCGUUUGAGGUGUAAAGGUUCACUGCUACAUGACAUUGCAUGCUUAUCAGCGCUUCAAGUACAAAACCUCAGCCUGGAGAUUUUACCGUCCCCCAGGACAGAAGAUACACAAACACACACACAGACACACAGACACACAGACACACACACAGACACACACACACAAACAUACACACAGAGCUGUGUUCUUGUGCAUGCCUGUCGCGCAGUCACGUCCUCCAAACUUUCCAUUUUCAUGCUUCAAGUUUAACGUCAUCAACUAAAAAAAACUAAAAACAGGGAGUGGCAAGAUUAAUCUGUGCACUGUAUUUUGGAAAAUUUGUAUUAGAGAGUUGCUUUGGUGAAUUGUUAUUAAUAAUUGGGAAAGAAAUAGGAGUGUGAUAUUUUUGUAUUUGUAUAUUGUCUGUAAGCAUUUGCUUUUCAUAUGACAUUUAGCUGUUAAACAAUUAUAGUGUGAAGAACCUGAAGCAACAUGCUUUAAACUGAAUUUGACAUUAUUUCUAGUUGUGAUGCAGGAUUACUUUGCAAGUCUUAAUAGUAAAUGAUUGUUUUAGACAGUCAGAUUUUUUUUCUCUCUUUUUCGUUCUUUUUAAGAAAGCAAAACUACUGUUUCUUGUUUGGUCAUUUGCAUCUGCUCAGUAAUAAAUCCUAAAGGAAGUUAAA
Molecule: messenger RNA, 1984 nt
Organism: Clarias gariepinus (North African catfish)
Lineage: Eukaryota; Metazoa; Chordata; Actinopteri; Siluriformes; Clariidae
Gene: lancl1
Product: LanC antibiotic synthetase component C-like 1 (bacterial)
Exons: 11
Coding region: 119-1336 (405 amino acids)
Biological process (GO): peptide modification; carbohydrate metabolic process
Cellular component (GO): plasma membrane
Source: RefSeq, a predicted model, not a curated record